Molecule: messenger RNA, 527 nt
Organism: Brassica oleracea var. oleracea
Lineage: Eukaryota; Viridiplantae; Streptophyta; Magnoliopsida; Brassicales; Brassicaceae
Exons: 3
Coding region: 67-321 (84 amino acids)
Source: RefSeq, a predicted model, not a curated record
UAGUAAAAUAAUACUACAGGAGUUUAAUACUAUAAAUGAAAUCUUCAGAACGUCAAACAGACAACAAUGGGUCAAUCUUGUUUCUUCAAUGUUCUUAUUGUUUCCUCUCUUUUACUACUAGUCUUCUUCUCCACUGCCAUGGGGAGAAACUUGCAUACUGCGAGUUUACAAGGAGUUUACAGUGCUGCUGAGCUAUCUCCCUCCAAGGAUGAGAGUGUGCGGAAGAUGAUGGAGCUGAUGGAUUAUCAGCCGGUGGAGUCUAAUACCAACUGGAAUGGUUUCGUCGCCACUCCUCCUCCUCAAUCUCCUCCACUUUCAUAAUUUCCAAAAAAAAAAAAAAACUAUAUUCAGGAUUCUUAUUUGGAAAACAAAGUUUGAUAUCUGAUAUUUUUGCAAUAAGUUACAAAAUGUAAUUUUGGAAAUUUAAUAUUUUGGUAAGUUAAGUUUUGCUGUAACAUAUUUGUUUGGUAUGGUUGGUGGGUGCAUGUAAAACGCCACUUUGAUUGAAAAGGUUAUAUACACAUCAA